Molecule: messenger RNA, 2602 nt
Organism: Betta splendens (Siamese fighting fish)
Lineage: Eukaryota; Metazoa; Chordata; Actinopteri; Anabantiformes; Osphronemidae
Product: macrophage-expressed gene 1 protein-like
Exons: 3
Coding region: 99-2213 (704 amino acids)
Biological process (GO): defense response to bacterium
Source: RefSeq, a predicted model, not a curated record
GACAAACUGAACUACUAACAAACAUGACAGGGUUUGAAUGGUUUCAGCUGAUCAUUUUUGGCAUCAUCAUUCAGCAAAUUUAAAGCUCUGUGGUCACCAUGAAGUCAGCAGCGGUCCUCCUGGCUCUCUCUCUCCUCCACACCUGCUCUCCUGUUCCCGUCAGACGUCCACCAAACUGGCUCAGACAAUGUCGAGCCUCCACCAACCUCUCCAUCACGGCACUGGAGGUGCUGCCAGGUGGAGGUUGGGACAACCUCCGGAACAUGGACAUGGGUCGGGUCAUGAAUCUCAGCUACUUUCAGUGCCAGACCACUGAAGACGGACUCUAUCUCAUCCCAGACGAAGUGUUUGUCAUCCCCCAAAAGGAGACGGGUGUGGAGACCAGUUCAGAGAUCAUCAGCUCCUGGCUGGAGCAGAAAAGCUCCACAUCUGAGACCAUUAACGCAGACGUUUCUUUCCUAUCUGUGCUGAAUGCAAAAUUUUCUACUGAGAACCAGAGAAUGAAAACCCACCAGGUCAAAGACUCAGCAAAAACAGCCAGAGUGCAGGUUCGUAACUUCAUCUACACAGUCAAGGCUUAUCCAGACUUUGCUCUGGACGAACGUUUUGCUCAACAAGCCAAGGAAAUCGCUGAUGCAAUAGAAAACAACCAGACGAGGAACGCUGACUAUCUCUCAGAGAGGAUGGUUCUAGAUUAUGGAACACACGUGAUCACUAGUGUUGAUGCAGGAGCCGCUUUAGUGGAGGACGACUACCUUAGUUCUUCAUAUGUCUCAGACAGUGUGUCAGACCAGACCACCAUCAAAGCACAAGCUGGUUUGAACUUUUUUGACAAACUCAAGUUUGACAUCAGCAGUCAAAGUACCCAACAGAGCUUCAUUAACCAAACCUAUCAAACCAACCUUCACUACUCUUUAAUGCAAAGUCAUGGAGGCACACCUUUCUAUCCUGGCAUCACUCUGCAGAAGUGGCAGGAAAGUAUCAGAAACAACCUGGUUGCUAUCGAUCGGUCUGGAUUCCCACUUCACUACUUCAUAAACAUCAACACCUUACCUGAUCUACCUCAACCCACAGUUGAGAAAGUUUCUCUGAGAGUCAGUCAGGCCAUAGAGCAAUACUAUAAAAUCAACACCCGUCCUGGCUGUGUAGACGUCAUCUCCACGAACUUCAACUUUCAGGCCAACGUUGAUGAUAGUUCCUGCAAAGGUCCUGACACAAACCUCACCUUUGGUGGCAUCUACCAAGAAUGUAUUAGGAUCAGUCCAUAUGCUGGUCCACUAUGUGAUGCUCUGGCCCAGAAAAACCCAGACACAGGUGACUUCUCUUGUCGUUCACCUUAUAACGCCACUCUACUGAGAUCAGAACUUAGACAGGAGGGUUUCCACAAGUAUGAGUGUUAUGACCAGGAAUAUAGUUGUGGGUUUUUUGAUCUUUUUACCUGUCAUCAGCAAGUGUGUGAGAACAACUACUAUGUUCGCUCUGCCCAAAUCAACACUUACUGGUGCUUUGACAGUGGAAUUGCUCCAAACAACUCAGGGUAUUUGUUUGGAGGGAUAUAUAGCCAGUCUCUCCUAAAUCCCCUCAGCAAUGCUACAAGAUGCCCCCCAAGCUUUAUUCCAUUAAAGUUUCUCUCUGAUGGCCAGUUCAUUUGUGUGAGCAAUGACUAUGAAAUCGGCACCGUGCAUGCAGCAAAAUUUGGAGGCCUCUUCAGCUGCGAGUCCACCAACCCACUGGCAGGGUUUCAACGUCGCUGCCCUCUCACCUUUAGUCAGCACCUUGCUACCGUGAGCGACGGCUGUGAAAUCCUUUACUGCGUCCUUUCAGAUAGGUUCAAGAGUGAACAGCUGCAGCCAAUCCGUCUGCCCCCAUUUACUAAACCUCCACUUAUUAGCAUGCACGCCACCAAAACAGUGUUGGUGAUGACAGAGGGAGAGCAGAGCUGGGUCAGAGUGGGGAAGACCAACAAUUGGAAACUGGCCAAACCAGACGAAAUCAAGGCGAUUGUAGAAAAGCUUAAUCCAGAACUGAAUGUGAUGUCCAGUGGAGAGAAGGCAGGAGUCGCCUUUGGGGUGAUUGGCACGUUGGCGCUGGUGGUCAUAGUGGCGGUCCUGAUGAAGAGACCGGGCAGACUUCCUUGGAUUAGAAGAGCUAGAGGCUAUGAGGAAAUACGUGGUGAGGUUGAAUCUAAUGAUGCAGUCUGUAAUCUAGAAUAACAGACAUAACUGACCCAGGAAUACAGGCUUUACCUUUCUGACUUUUGUUUUAUUAUUUCAGAAAUAUGAUUAUUGGGAUGUAUUUCUUCCUUUAUUUGUCUGUCAAAUUGUAAAGUUUUAAUCCUUAUUUCUUCAAUCACAAGACAGAAGUGGUUUCAGCUUUUCCCUUCUGAUGUCACAAACCUCAACAUAAUGAAGUUAAUAAAAAAUAUGAAUGAUUUAAAAUGUUAAGUGAUUUAAACUGUAAUUGAUUAAAAAUGUAUUGUGUUUUCUUCUUUUACACUAUUCCAAUGUUGAAUGUGACCAUUAUGCUUUCAACGUAGAAUUUAAGAACUAAUAAAAAUCUUAAUAAAUAAGAAAUAGUGGACUUAUGUCUAUAUGGCCAUACU